UGUUUCUGAGUCCAAGUAGGGAAGGCAAGGUAGGAGAGCAUAUAGACGCAUUACUGCAGCAGCCCACAGCGGCAAAACGCGCGUCACUUCCACGCACACACUUGGGGGGGAAAACCCAUCAGAUUUAGGAGAUUUGUCGGGAAAAGUGAUCAAAUCUGCAUCCUUUCUGGAGAGACUUGAAUGCUGGGAUUGAUUACAUCUUCAUGUGGUUUUUCUUCACCGAACUGACCACCUGACUACUUCUUCUUCUUCUUCUUGGCCUCAUUGCGACACUUUUUGGAACUCAACUCCUCUCAUCCGCCUCGAAAAAAACAACAAUCCUAUGUGAUUCUUUGCGGUUUUUAUUUGUUUCGCUUCAGUGCCGGACUUGGAAACAGCGCCUCCUCUGCUGAGUCAGCACACACAGCUGCAUAGAAGAUGUCCGCCCCAGAUGCUGCCGCCCCAGGUGCUCCAGGAGCCCCCGGUGCAGAUGGAGCCCCGGGAGGCCAACCCGCCGGGCCGCCCAACACCUCCAGCAACCGCAGGCUGCAGCAGACCCAGGCCCAAGUGGAGGAGGUGGUGGACAUCAUGAGGGUGAACGUGGACAAGGUUCUGGAGAGGGACCAGAAGCUCUCUGAGCUGGACGACAGAGCGGACGCUCUGCAGGCCGGGGCGUCGCAGUUUGAGAGCUGCGCUGCCAAGCUGAAGAACAAGUACUGGUGGAAGAACUGCAAGAUGAUGAUCAUGAUGGGCAUCAUUGGAGUCAUUGUGGUGGGCAUCUUAUUCUUGUACUUCUUCUACUAAGCGCCGCCCCAUCACUAAAGACGGAUAUGGACUUGAGAAAGUUGUGAGAUGGAUGACAGCGAAAGAGAUUUAAAAAAAAAAAAAAAAAUCCAAGCACCACUCUUCCCCUUUUAUCCUCCCCUCCCCUCGCACAUCACACAUCACGGCAGCUUUUGUUUUGUCUUAACUGUUCAUCCUCAUGCAUUAUUGAGGGCAACGGAGUGGGAGGACGAAGGACCUAUGUGGUGAUUUCGCCGUCCUUUCUAUCUGGGAUUUUACCAAAGCGGAAUAUUGCUGUUGACAAACUUUGCUACAUUUGUAAACAAAGACACGCCAUUGUGGUUGCCGCCUACUAACACAAAACAUCUUUUCUUUGGGAGUGUGUUGAUUUCCGAGGUGACAGUUCCACACGAUGUGUUCCCGGAGCAAAGGAGAGAUGCAGACACUGAGAAAGACAAUUGCCAUGCAGAGUAGAUUAACAGUAAGAGCCAGAGACAGGAACAUUAUGUCCACUUGAGAGUUUUCUAGGGAAGAGAUUUAAAUCAGGACACUUGACUUUCCUCUUAAUCCACGUAAAGACCAAGAAAUUAACUCUUCCACGGCUGUAGUUCCUGUCAAGUGUUUUAUUGCUUACAUUACACAAUCACAGAAAGUAGGCCAAGGUGGGCCGCGUGUUU
This is a messenger RNA of Entelurus aequoreus (snake pipefish), 1439 nucleotides long. Its product is annotated as synaptobrevin-like. Gene Ontology annotation, biological process: vesicle-mediated transport; vesicle fusion; SNARE complex assembly. Gene Ontology annotation, cellular component: SNARE complex; plasma membrane. Lineage: Eukaryota; Metazoa; Chordata; Actinopteri; Syngnathiformes; Syngnathidae. Bases 418 to 783 code for a protein of 121 amino acids. The transcript has 5 exons. Gene Ontology annotation, molecular function: SNAP receptor activity; syntaxin binding. The record is from RefSeq and is a predicted model, not a curated record.